ACGCGAGCAUAAAUAUUCAUAAAAUAAGUAUGGCAGCAUUAACAAACGUUGAUCAAGAUCAGCAAGUACUGUCUUCCUGUUUAAACGACUGCAAUAUCACGUCACCAAAUGAAGGACAAUAUUUAUUCGACUUCACAAAACAUGACGAUGUAUACGACUGGCAAGAACAAUCGGACACAGUUCGAAGUGUGGGGAUGUCUAAGGCUGUUUUUGUAUUACACCAGAAUACUCAGUUUAGAAGAGCUAUAUUUUUCGCACUGUUGAAUCCUCAAUUAAAUGGAGCUGGAUUUGCUGGAAUACGUGCCCUUGGAUUUUAUGAUCUUUCUGGCCAUACUAAACUUCAAAUCAUGUGUCGGGGUCAAGGACAGUUUAAUGGAUUUAAAAUAGUCCUGAGGCAUAAAGAUUUAAACGAUGAGCCUAAUUAUUCAUUUGAACAAUAUUUCCAGGCGCCCAAAGAUGAAUUUGCUGUGCGCAGUCUACCGUUUUCAGAAUUCAAAGCAUAUUACAGAGGUAAAAGAGUGAACAACAACGAGACCCUCGAUGUGUCACAAAUAACAAGUAUUGGCAUUCAAAUGUAUGGAGGUGUUUACCAACCGGUCAAACAAAAAGGUCCGGCUACUUUAGAAGUGGAUUGGAUAAGAGCUGUUUAAUAAAAAAAUAUUAUGGGGUCAA
Messenger RNA from Colias croceus (clouded yellow), 672 nucleotides. RefSeq lists its product as uncharacterized. The coding region runs from base 30 to 650 and encodes 206 amino acids. Gene Ontology annotation, biological process: NADH dehydrogenase complex assembly. The record is from RefSeq and is a predicted model, not a curated record. The transcript is spliced from 4 exons. NCBI's taxonomy places the organism in Eukaryota, Metazoa, Arthropoda, Insecta, Lepidoptera, Pieridae.